Pelagomonas calceolata is the source of this 770-nucleotide messenger RNA. The record is from the annotation of a GenBank genome assembly. Lineage: Eukaryota; Pelagophyceae; Pelagomonadales; Pelagomonadaceae.
CAUAGCGCCUCGCAGAGGGCAGCCGCAAAAGCCGCCCCAGCCACCACACCAGCCACAAAGGAUGUACGCCGGCUACAACCAGUACGAGCUCAAGGGCGUGCGCAUCGGCAACUGGGUCGACGAGGCCGCUCUGCUCGAGGCCACGGGGCAUAAUAGAGGCCCGCGCCCCGGCGAACCGGACUUCGGCAUCGAUAACCCCGAGAGAGUCAUCGGCGCGCCCGGCGCCACGCACCCGAAGGACUGGCAGUCGGACUACCAGGCGGGAUUUAUUGAUCACACGGGCCGCGACAACUACCGGCCGAUGCCCGACCAUGGACAAAGGGAAGCCUUGCGACGACAGGCCGUCGCGAAGCGCGUCGAGGAGGAGAUGGCCGCCGAAGAAAUGGAAGAAACGAGGCGAAGGGACUCCUUUGCUGGCAUGGAAACGGUGGCCCAGGCCUCGUACCAGAAGGCUUCGACCCAGACCUACAUCGACGCGCGGAAUGCGGUGCGACCGAAGAAGGCCAAAGCGCCAGGCUUGCCCUGGGAGGAGUUCGCGGCCAAGAGCGUGUUUGAUGACGUCGCGACGACGAUCUAUGAAGAUGCAGUGGAGCUCGGGAAAGCGCACCACUUUGUGGGUGCGGGCCACCUGGAUUCGGCGUCGGGCUCCUUCGGCAAGAACACGUCCUUCACGGCGGACAUCCACGACCCCGUCAAGGGCCACGCCGACCCGACGCGCGACGACGAGUCGCUCUGCGCCUAGGCUUGCUGCGCGUAACUAUCAAGAUAUC